CAUCACCACACCCGUCACCGCGACACUUCAAAAAAAGGUCGAGAACCACGUACCGGGGGUAUCACGGGUGUCCCCGUAAAUCCGUACUGCUCUCCUGCGAAAGCAAAAGAAAAGAAAAAGAUCCGGCUGCAAUCCGCUCGUUUGUGCGACGUUUUCCGUGCAGUGGAAGUGAUUUUCUUUCGCGUUCACUUGCGUCCCGUGUGACGAAACGAAACGAACCGUUCGGUAAACACAAUACAGACACACAGACACACACAGCAGAGAGAGCCCCCCGUGUUGUGUAAAAGACCGUGUCGAUACGUGCGUGCGUGUGUGAUUACUGUUGACGUUGAUUUGUUCCUUCGGUCGUUCCCCCUCCCCCCGCUCCCUCCUUUCGUCAUCGAUUGCACCAGAAGUGUCCGCAAAAGGAGCGAAGUAAAGGAAAGAGUGAAGUGACCAACAAUCACCGAAAAAGGUGCGUGCGUGUGUGUAGGUGCCGAAAUAAGGAGAAGAAAAAAAACACACACACACACGACCGAACAUGACUCAUCAAGGCUGCCUUCGCUGAUUGCGAGAGCGCUCGUUGUUGUUGUUGUUGCUGUUGGCCCCGUUCCGUUCCGGUGCGACGGUGUUUGGGCAGAUAGGCCGCUAUCGCAAGAAGAGUUCCCGUCACGCCACCCCUGCCCCUUAUCUAAACUGUCGGUUUGCCGUCUUAUCAUACCGCAAAUCCAAACCCUAACAGCAGCAGCAGCAGCCUCUAAGGAAGUGCGUUGUGGGACGAAGGGAGGACGGAGGCGUGCGGAUACCCGAUUGCAGUGAGAGAGAAGGCCGUUUGGUUUUUACCUUGGUGCGUUCCAACAUUCAAAACAUACAUACAUAGACACACGCACACACAAACACAUACAGAGGCGCGCGCGCACCGAAGUGGGAAGUCUGCGGCAUUUGCGGUGGCUGGAAAAAUUUACACAUCACACGUAACACAGCCGACGAGCACCGCAGCCGGACGGACGGUGGGAUCGUUCCGUUGGCAGCAGCUGCAGCAGCAAAUACCACCAUCGAAAACCACACCGACACACACACACACACACACAGACACAUUGACGGUGAUAUUUGGCCGUGUGCUGUGGCUGGUCAUCAUAAAGUCGUACGGCAGCGCCAGACGGCAGCCAGACGUUGGCGCCCGCGCGGAAUCGACGGGUGCGGCGGUUGCGAACCGGGGGACGGUCCCCGAUAUCUAAAUAAAUCUCGUGUUUGUGUGGUGUGGCUGUGUGGUUGUGCUGUGCACACAACCUCCCCCUCCCAGCAAGAGGACGGUUCGGUCGCAUCGGGCAGGCACAGGACAGGCGGCGCACGGUACUGCAUUUUUUCGGCGGCUGUGAGAGUGUGAGCGUGCAAGCGAGCGCGAGUGAGCGAGUGAGCGAGCGAGGUGAGCGAGUGUGUUUGUCUGCUCACGUACACAACACAGCCGGAGGGAAGGGGAAGGUACGUUCCAAAGGCCCUCUUCUGCCGUCGCACGUCCGUACGCCAGCGGCCCGCGGAACCGUUCCGUUCCGUUCGGUGACAUUUCACAUUCAUACCGCUCGUUGCCUGUUGCUCACGCGCCCUUCCCUCCGCCCUUUGGUGGAAUGGCAACCGGAGGCAGUGGUGGAGUGGGCGGAGGCGCCAGCAGCAGUGCGCUCGGUGCGAUGGCAGCGGCCGUGCAGUCGGUCGCGGCCGCCGCCAGCCCGUCCGCGUCCGCGUCGUCGGCGAAUCUGGCCCCGCCGCCGCAGCCCAUCACACCGUGGCCGAACAGUCGAGACGAUUACGAGCUGAACGAUGUGAUCGGGGUCGGUGCGACCGCCGUCGUGCACAACGCGUACUGCCUGCCGCGCAAGGAAAAGUGCGCCAUCAAGCGCAUCAACCUGGAGAAGUGGAACACGUCGAUGGACGAGCUGCUGAAGGAGAUACAGGCGAUGAGCAGCUGCAACCAUGAGAACGUCGUCACGUACCACACCAGCUUCGUGGUGAAGGAGGAGCUGUGGCUGAUACUGCGGCUGCUCGAGGGGGGCAGCCUGCUCGACAUCAUCAAGCACCGGAUGCGGACGGUCAACUGCCGGCACGGCGUGUUCGACGAGCCGACGAUCGCGACCGUGCUGAAGGAGGUGCUGAAGGGGCUGGAGUACUUCCACAGCAAUGGGCAGAUCCACCGGGACAUCAAGGCGGGCAACAUACUGCUCGGCGACGACGGCACGGUACAGAUAGCGGACUUCGGCGUGAGCGCGUGGCUCGCGACCGGGGGCGACCUGUCCCGGCAGAAGGUGCGCCACACGUUCGUCGGCACGCCGUGCUGGAUGGCGCCGGAGGUGAUGGAGCAGGACCACGGGUACGACUUCAAGGCGGACAUCUGGUCGUUCGGCAUUACCGCGAUCGAGAUGGCGACCGGGACGGCGCCGUACCACAAGUACCCGCCGAUGAAGGUGCUGAUGCUGACGCUGCAGAACGAUCCGCCGACGAUCGAUACCGGGGCGGAAGAGAAGGACCAGUACAAGGCGUACGGCAAGACGUUCCGCAAGCUGAUCGGCGAAUGCUUGCAGAAGGAACCGACCAAGCGUCCGACCGCGAGCGAGCUGCUGAAGCAUCCGUUCUUCAAGAAGGCGAAGGACCGGAAGUACCUGACGCAGACGCUGCUCGCGACCGGCCCGUCGAUGGAGACGCGCGUGCACAAGGCGGCGAAGCGGCAGGCGGGCGCGUCCGGCCGGCUGCACCGCUCGAUGACGGGCGAGUGGGUGUGGUCGAGCGAGGAGGAGGACAACGGGAAGAACGAUUCGGACGACUCGGAGACGGACGAGCGGCCGAUGAACCGGCUCGAGCGGAUGGACUCGUCCUCGUCCGAGACGGAGGACACGUCCGAGCGGUCCGGCGUCACCGUGACCGGGUCGACCACCCAGCCGACCGAUCCGAAAACGCUCGAAGCGACGGCGGCCGCGGUCGGCGCCAUGUCGCUCGGCGCGAUGGUACCGGUCAACCUGGUGCUGCGGAUGCGCAACGCGAACCGCGAGCUGAACGACAUCCAGUUCGAGUUCGUCGUCGGCAAGGACUCGGCGGAGGACAUUGCGGCCGAGCUGGUCGGGGCCGGGCUGCUGGACGAGCUGGACGUCGCGAUCAUGUCCGCCAACCUGCAGAAGCUGAUCGACCACCGGGGCACGGUGCGGACGGUAACGUUUCAGCUGCGGUCGGGCUGUGCGCCCGGCGAGCAGCUCGACGAGAAGUCGCUCGUCGGCUUCGCGCAGAUUUCGAUCAAGUGAGCGGUGUGUCUGUGUGUUGUGUGGGGAAGAUCAGCACCACAGCUGGAGCAUGUGCACCAGGGCGCUUCUGUCGCUUCCUUUAUUUUCGUUUUUGUUUGUGUUGUGUUGCUCGGCGCUUCGAAUCAACCGUCAUCCCGGCACCACACUGUUCUACACUUUCUUACCGAACUGUACCCGAAUUCAAUUCGCAAAACGCAUAGAUUUCGUCCCGCUUUUCCCACCGGGGAAGCAACGCAGGGAAACUCUGUUCAAAAACUUAAUGCGCGCGCGCGCGCGUCCGCCCGCGCGUGCUUGUGUUAUUUCUUUUGGCAUGUCCAACAAGAAAUUCAGCUUUUAGACUGUGAGUGCGAGACGGCCGACCGGAAGGGAGAGAUAGAGAGAGAGAGAGAGAGAGAGAGAGGAAGCAAUCGAGGGUAAACAAAACGACCACUAGUAGGUUAGUAGGCGGUAGUAAUAAUAGUAGUAAACGGUAGCAGCUGCUACAGCAGAAGCAUUAGUUUUUAGCAUCGACACGGGGGAGUGCGCCAACACAAGAAGAGGUAGUAGUAACACGCAAAAGCCCCGGGCCAAAAGCAAAAAACACAAAGUGAGAGCGCCGUGAUAGACGAUAGCAAAUGUAUCUACAAGUUUGGCGCUUCAUUAACGCACCCGACACGUUCUUGUUUUUCCCCACUUUUGUUUCCGUGCACGAACGUACGAACUUGUUGGCCCAUAGACUUGUUGGCAAGCAAGAACGAAACGAAAAACCGAAAACCGAAAAGGCUUACUAGAGGCGCAGAAAAACAAAAAAAAAAACGUGCAGGAAAAAUGAAACAUGUCUCUAAAUAUACAUCUCCAGCCGUCAUCCGCGUCCCCACCACGGCAUUAGAUGAGGAGGGAAAGUAUCAUACGCGAUUAACAUCAGAAGGCACCUUGUCCUUGAUGCGAGGGCAGGCACGAUAUAAACAGAGAGAGAGAGAGAGAGAGAGAGAGAGAGAGAGAGAGAGAGAGAGAGAGGAACACCGCGCCCUCCCGUAUGCCUUGCUGUAGUAGUAAGGUGAACGAAUAGUAUAUACACCUGUGUAGCGUCUGUGUGUGUACAUAUAUUUAAAAGAAAAAGAAAGGUUGAAUGUAUUUACUUUGUUAAUCGUUUGCUUAUUACAUGGUCAACAUAUUUAGCCACCAUACAAACAAACACGAAAAAGAAAGAUAACGAAAAGGGGAGUGUAAAAGCAGCCGUUUGUCAGCGGAAAGGAAGGAAGGGUGUGGGAGUUAGUGUGGGAAAACAAAAAUAUGGUUGCAUACUAGCGUUUUAGUGGUUGUUUGGUUUUUUUAAACGUGUGGAUACAAUGUUUCUUCACAGCAGCACUUACAAACAAAACUCCGGUGGACUUGGUGGAAGAGUUGUAUGGUAAAAGUGUUGCUUUCCGAUUGAAUAUAAAUAAACCGAGACAUACAGACGCCAUUAGAAACUCCUUGUAGAAGUACUAUUUCAAAUUAAAAUAAAAAUACAACGGCCACAACAUCACCCAUCCAAAUUACCGCGCGGAGGAAACGGAAGUAUCUAAAACAAAAAAUCAAGGGCGCCGAUCGCAGCAUAACCGAUGCAUGCAAUAAAAAAAAGCUAGGUAUAUUAGUAAACUGCGUAUGCAAACCGGCCACACUGUAUUUCAUUUUUAGUGGAAUUGAGCUUUAAAAAAGCCGUAAUGUUAUAAUAUCCGCCAGAUCAGCACAGAAGCAAAAGGAAGUAAAAAAAAAAGAACAAACCAAAACCCAGGCCAGUGUAUGUGUGUAACCUGUAACCCCUGCGUAACAGUUUUGGGAUGCUUUUGGGUUGGUUUUUCUUCUUCUUGUCUUGCGUGAAACACGUGUUUAGUUUUGACUGAUAAAAGCAAAAAAAAAAUGAAAGUAUAGUUUUGAGCAGUAGCGUUUAUGAAGUUGCAAGUUACUUGAAAUGAAAGCAGCAGAUCAGAGCGGAUAUGCAAUGAACGAUGGAGAGAACCCCGUAUCAAAGUUAAGCAAAAUAAAGUAUAUCGCUGCACAAAAGUGUA
Messenger RNA from Anopheles gambiae (African malaria mosquito), 5293 nucleotides. RefSeq names its product serine/threonine-protein kinase OSR1 (gene fray). Lineage: Eukaryota; Metazoa; Arthropoda; Insecta; Diptera; Culicidae. The coding region runs from base 1605 to 3263 and encodes 552 amino acids. Gene Ontology annotation, biological process: protein phosphorylation. The transcript has a single exon. Gene Ontology annotation, molecular function: ATP binding; protein serine/threonine kinase activity. The record is from RefSeq and is a predicted model, not a curated record.